GCAAAAGUCCCAAUUCAGGCCAAUCUCUUUGUGCAAUUAGCCGACAGUUGGCCUUGAGCCAUCCUCAGCACGAUGACGACCACAUCGUUGCGUGCGGUCACCCAUCGAUUGACCACGACGCCCGUCCAAGAUCUACCCCCGAUCGCCUCUUUUCUUGCAACAUCAAUAGGCGAUUGCGCGGAGCUUCUUGCAACGCCGCAGGGUUCCUCCAAAAAUGCAAAAUCUGAAUCCGAAAAUGCUGCACAGAUCCAUAAACUCAAGACUCGUCUUACGAGCCUUUUGCAAGACCGGAGUUUUGAAGGUCGAUGGACGGCUGUUGUUCUGGUGAAGGCCGCUGUGGAAGCCGGUCAAUGGGAGAUUCUCCGGGGCUGCGAACCUCUUGUUCGCGGCAUGAUUAGCAUUCUAGGGAAACCAGACCCUAUCUCCACGAAGAAAAUGUCCAUAAUCACCUUGACACGCAUAUUCCAUCUUACCUACCAGUAUCAGACCCUCGUCCGAGAGAUUACGACCCCCUCGUUGCCAGGAUUUAUAACGGCGACUUUGAAUCUCGUCUCCGUGAAGCCGUCCUCUGAGCCUGUCAGGAAACUAAGACCAAGCACCCCGCUAAUGGAGACGGUACUGCAUGCUCUCGUCAGCUUAAUUGCGAGGCAUCCUACCAUCUUCCGUCCUUUUUCUGCGCAGAUCCACAGUGUUGUCCUGGCAAUUCUCGGCGCAUCUCCUAUGUUCUUCCCUGAGUCGGUAGUGGGGUUGGCUCAGCAGCUGUUCAUCGCCCUCCAUAACUGCGCACCGAAAAAUACCAUGGCUGACCAAUGGCGGGAGGCAAUCAAGUUAACAAUAUCUUCCGCGCACAGAACGGCAGACCGUGUCUUCAGGGCUGUGGUAGAACAGUGGGAAUCGGUAGACGCGAGCCUCAGACACACCGGGAAGCCACAGAGCUAUGAUCAGGAAGUGGGCGAUCAUGGACCUGAUCCAAUGGGUCUUGCUGGUUGGCGUGGAUUACACUCCGGUGCUGAAAGAUUGGUUGUUCUUCUGCGACUGCUCUCUGGUUUCCUUUCCACCCCGACGGCGUCUACCGUACCCAUCCCGUUGGGCUAUAUCCUUGAUUUGACGUCGAGAUUGACAUCUGUAACUGUUCCAACAGAAGCUGCGGAUGCAGCUAAAGCAAGCGUGCAACUCAACCUACAAAUUGGUCGUGAGGAACGUGACGCACUUUGGAGCGAGCUGUCUCGAAUCCACGCAGCUUGCGUCGACAUUUUUACUAAGGCUGUUGACAGUCUAGGAACAGCCCUCAUUCCAGUGGCGCAGACCAUGCUAGAACAGACUCUUUGGGUUUUCUGCGCAGAGAAGUUCAGUAGGGAACUCCGGACAGUAAUCUAUGGACUGAUUCGUCGACUGCUAUUAUUGAUAGGCCCAUCAAUGUCAAAGCAAGGCGUAUCUAAUUUGACCCGUUUGCUGCGCACUUGCUGUUCCGAUAUCCUGUGUCCAGCUGGAGAACCAAGGCCUUCUGCAUCUGAAUCGAAGGGGAAGUCGAAAACGAACCAGGCUUCAGUAAAUGCAGACUCCUUUCUCAAUGGGGGCUCUGAGAAAGGUCAGAAUCAAGCAAGAACAUCUUCAUCCUUCCCAGAUUUAUUCGACGCCGCGUCGGCGCUUCUACCUGCCGUGCUUAACUUUGUGCCUACUGAAAAUUUACCUGUUUCCAUACGCUCUGAGAUUGAUCGCACGGUCAUCUUGACCGCUGACAAAAAUGGCAUGCUUGCCAGUGUUCUCAAUCCCAUGCCGGUCGUCAAAGGCCGUGCAGCCGCGCCUAGCAUCAUGCCGUUCUUGGCGAGAAACUAUCCCGACGAGAUGGAAGUGGAGAGCCUGAUUAGACCCAGAAUGCCCCUUCUGAUGAAUGUUGGUGGGUAUAUUGAUCAGGUAGAAGAGGGGGAGGAAGAUGAGGAAGAUGAAGUAGAAUCUUCAGUUCCUACUCACGGUGCAGUGUCCAUCGACACUGAACUGCCUAAGUAUUCUGAUCCAAGCUCUCAACACCCAGCAACUAAAACCGAUAACGAGCCCUCUCAGGCCCCGAGUAAACGGAACUAUACUGAAGAACCGGGUAAUCCAUUCCACAUAACAUCCGCAACUGUACCAGACUCGCGAGCGGAAACAGAAAUCCAAACAAAAAAGGUACGACUGGACGACGACAACCUCGCUUCUUCCACCGCUACUCAACAGAGCCAGUCAGGUUCUGACAAACUGUCUACGAUUUCCGUCAGCCUUCCGUCAGCUCCUGCAGCUGCUCCGCAGUCAUCGAACACAAUACCUUCCAAUCCUCUUCUGCCGCAAUCUUCAUUGUCGUGGUCGGGAGCUUCCGGUAUAGCGAAAUCCGAGGCCGAAGGGGCGGCGCCUAGGAGUCGAUCCCCUAUCCCACAGUUCCAAGGUGAAGAGGGUAGCGAUGAUGAGUUGCCCACGCUGAACGUGGAUCCCGACACUGAAGAUGACGAAGAGGACGAUGUUAAUAUGGAGGGUUGAUGUUGAGGGAUAUAUAAGUAGGCCUGGGGCAGUAUGGUUAUACAGACACAUCAGCAGCUUCAUUUGGUGUUUCAUUUGUGCUUCCCUAUGUUAUAUAUUGCUGGGCUGAUCCUAGGGUCUACAUAUACCUCGUCUCAAUAAUAAUGAGAUAGCAAAAUAUUUCACUAAAUUUAUCUACCGCUCCUAUUACUCCUACUACUCCCUUCUCUCCUGUACGGGGCCCCGUGAACCCAUCCUCACGAUAAGCAGCGCCAAGAUCCCCAUGCCCAGACACGAAAUCGUCCUUCCAAGUCCUUUCGAACCAUGCCCCAUCAAAGUCAUAAUCCAAGCCAUCAUCGGUCAUCCGCCACUGCCUCACCCAUUCCCACAAUCAUCCAGAAAAAGAUGCAACAACCCCCCGCCAGCAAGCACAACCUUAUCCUCGAUAAAAAGAAUGAGUAACCACACAAGCAGCGUGAUAAAGGCCGUAUCAAAGCAGCAAGUCGUCGUCUUCUGGCUCGCGGCUCCGCGCUAGAUUUGCUUUCGUUUCAUCGAAUACCCCUCCUCAUCAGCCUGGGAUUCUACCUCCAUCUCAUCUCGGUUAAUAUCUCCUGACGAAGCGCCUUCCAUCACUCAGUCAGCCCGGCAGACCUCUCAUUUGUAACCCACUUGGGGAAACGUUCUAGCACACGCUAAGUCCAUUAUAGGCUCCCCUAACGCAAGCAAUUGGCGUAUAAGCCGUUUGCGGCGGUCUGGGGGAGACUCAGGGGUCAGGAUGAGGGGUGUCCCAUUCCGAGAGCAUGUAGAUGUCUAGUGGGAGGGAGCCCCAGGGUGGUGGAGGGGCAGCUCUCCAUCAAGAACUUCAAGGGGCAUGGUGCCUGUUUUGCUUCUGUGAGGGGAAUGUAGGAAAGGAGAAGUGUUGGAAUUUGAAUUCUAUGAAUUAAACAGUUGAGAUAAGGGUUUGGCAAGGUCAGACUAGCAAGGUACAGUUAUGUACAGAUAGAAAUAUGAGGGACCUGUGAAAAUGGCGCUG
This is a messenger RNA of Monascus purpureus, 3523 nucleotides long. The record is from the annotation of a GenBank genome assembly. NCBI's taxonomy places the organism in Eukaryota, Fungi, Ascomycota, Eurotiomycetes, Eurotiales, Aspergillaceae.